GAAGAAGAAGAAGAAGAAGAAGAAGUCCUGCCAAAACAGGCUCUUGUUCCUGAUUAUAUUAUCAAAUGUGAAACUGAAGUUGUGUCCGCCGGAGGUGGACAGCCGGCCCAAGGUCGCAGGAAUGUAAACUCCCGGUCCUUCAGUCUUGUCCGCAGAGAAAUGGAGGAAAUAAGGCCACUGUUGGACAACCAGAUCUGUGGUCAACCACCGGAGGACCCAGACCACCUGCCUCCAAACCUGAUGCCCAGACAUAAAGAACUAAUCCCGACACCAUGUGGACAGAUAAAGCCCUGGUCGGAGCUAUCAUGUCUGCUCAAGCUCUACUUCUGCUUCACCAUAGCGUCUCUGCUGGCGCUGCUCGGCCUCACCCUGUCCAGCAUCUACAAGCAGCGCAUGGACACGGACGUGUCUGACGAGGACAACUUCACCGUGUCUCUCAUCCAGUUGGUUGGAAUAUUGUUCUGCAUCUACUACAUCAGCCGGGGCGUGUUGCAGGAGAACAGACAGGAGCUGGUGGUGUUCGUGCUCACCGUGUUGGUGGUGAUGGUUCGAUCGAUGGUCAACUUCUCCGUGCAGGGGUCAAAGGGCAAGCAGGAGCUGCGGGCUCGUUUCGUGUGCAUCAUUUGUCUGGGGAUGAUCCACGUCGUCUGCACCACGCUGCUCCUCAACAGGCCCAACAUGAUGGCGUUCCGUGUGGGCGGGGCCUUGGAAAGACUCCAGGAGCAAUACUUUCUGCUGAACCUCUGUUUCUCCAUGGUGACCUUUGACCUGCAGGCUCAGUUGUGUCUGUGUAUCCUGAUCACGACGUCGGCCUGGCCAAUGUCUACUACCAACAUCAUCAUCCUGGUUGUGGGGGUGGUGUGGGCCUGCCUGACCGCCGCUGUCGGAGCUGUGGCGGUCUUAAAGGAAGCCAAGGUCAUAGUUUGGGUCUUCAUGGUGCAGAACCUUCCUCAAGUAGCCUUCUUUGUUUAUCUGACGUACACGGUGGUAAUGAAAUGGUUCGAGGACAGCACGUACAUCCUGGAGGCAGCCGCCGUCACCGGAGCUUUGAUUUCACUGCUGAUUAAAGCUGUUUUAUUCUGGGGCCUCGUCAGACUGCACAGCUUUGACCAGAGGGAGAGGAUGCAAAUUUGCACCUAGCGAGUGAUAAAACAUCCGGCGGUUGUGGACAAGGACACAGCUGCAUGCUGAGAGCCCAACAUUAAGCAGCUGCAGCACCGUGGCUGGCUGCGGAGCUGUUAUUCACCACCAUGUGCUGUUUACUGUACAGAUUUUAUUAACACUUCUUUGUCAGUGUGCCAAAAUGACCACCACCACUCCAUCACAUGCCGCCGUAGACUGGAUUCAUAAUGGUUUUAAUUCUCACUGUUCCAUGCACUGUUAUAUCGGCUGGUGUUUGUAGGCUCCACAUGUAGACACCAAAGAUUUUCUGACAUCCUCCAUUUAAAAAGGAGCUUCUAUCUUACGAAGUCUUUUUUGUUUCCUUUCUGUAAAUUACAGUGAAAGUUGGCUGGAUUUGUUUUGUUUUUUUUUUAAUCAUAGUUGUCUAACUUAAAUCUUGUGAUCUCCUUUUUCUAGACUACAUCUUUGAGUAACACUGGAAUAUUUUUUAACUUGACUUUCUGCUGCACCUUAAUCCACUUGAUCAAGUGUUUUUUCAUUCAAGGUUCUUAAUAAAUUAUCAAAGCAAAGUUGAUUGUUUUGA
Molecule: messenger RNA, 1705 nt
Organism: Chelmon rostratus (copperband butterflyfish)
Lineage: Eukaryota; Metazoa; Chordata; Actinopteri; Chaetodontiformes; Chaetodontidae
Exons: 9
Coding region: 160-1140 (326 amino acids)
Source: RefSeq, a predicted model, not a curated record